AACAGCCAUUCAGACUGGAAUAAAAUUCAAUAUGGCUGCGUGAAUUAUGUUUUUAUUUUCGAGUUAGUAAUUUUGGGGACAAGAGUUAGAUUUAAUUGCCCCAUGAUGCCUAGCUACACUAGCAGAACAACAAGAAGUAAUACCAGAAGGUUACGGAAGCGUUCAAACGUAAAACAGACCGAUUCUAAUCGAAACAGUAGUGAAAGUGCAAGCUCAAGAAGUAGUGAUGAAGAACAAGGAGAAAGCAGUUAUAGUACACGAUAUUACUUGAGAAAGCGCCAAACAGACUACGGCUCAUCAAAUGAUGAAAACCAGUCCAAACGAAGGAGAAAGCUGUCUUCUAAAUCUUCAUCAUGCAAAGGAAGUCCAAUUGGUGCCCAGUACCUUCAAGAAGAAUUACCAGAUGAAGUUUUAAUUAAGAUUUUUAGCUAUUUGUAUGAGUAUGACUUAUGCAGAGCAGCAUGUGUCUGUAAAAGGUUCAAGACCAUUGCAGAUGAUCCUGGACUAUGGAAAAAAAUCUACCAAGAUGUGUUUGAAUAUGACUACCCUUUGAUGAAUCCUGAAGCUAGAGUUUUUCAGUUCAUUCAACCUGAUGAGAAUGAAUAUGAAAACCAGUGGAAAGAGAGCUUCAAGCAAUUGCACAAAGGAAUUCAUGUGAGACAAGGAUAUGAUGAUGCUUACAACUCCAAUUACAGACAAGACAGAAGGCUUAAAGGAAGAGAUAUAAGAUGUUAUGACUCCAUUGAGCGUGCCUAUAGUUUUGUGGAUUCAGAGGAUAUGGACAAUGCCAUUAUAUUUAUUCACUCUGGAAUGUACUUAACAGAGUAUCUAUUUGUGGACACUAAUGUGAUUAUGAUAGGUGCUGCCCCAGGCAAUGUGAUAGACAACGUGAUUAUUGAGAGAGGAACAGAAUCCACCAUUACAUUCGUGGAAGGAGCAAAGGAGGCCUAUUUAGGAUAUGUUACGUUAAAGUUUACCCCCGACUUAACAAUGGCUAUGACACACCAUAAGCACUAUGCCUUGGAAGUAACAGAAAAUUGCUCUCCAACCAUAGAUCAUUGCCGGAUCAAGAGUACUUCAGUCGUGGGUUCUGCAGUCUGUGUGUCAGGUGUAGGAGCCGAUCCAAUCAUCAAACACUGCAAGAUCAAAGACUGUGAAAACGUUGGCCUAUUUGUCACAGAUUAUGCACAGGGACAAUAUGAGGACAAUGAGAUCAGUGGCAAUGCUCUGGCAGGAAUCUGGGUCAAGAACCACUCCAACCCCAUAAUGAGGCGGAACCACAUUCACCAUGGAAGAGAUGUAGGGAUCUUCACAUUUGAUAAUGGUUUGGGUUACUUUGAGGAAAAUGAUAUUCACAACAACAGGAUAGCAGGGUUCGAGGUGAAGGCGGGAGCCAACCCCACCGUUGUCCGAUGUGAAAUCCACCACGGUCAGACGGGCGGGGUCUAUGUCCAUGAGAAUGGGCGGGGUCAGUUCAUAGAGAACAAAAUCCACUCCAACAACUUCGCUGGAGUGUGGAUCACGUCCAACAGUGAUCCUACUAUAAGGAAAAAUGAAAUUUUCAAUGGGCACCAAGGAGGGGUGUACAUCUUUGGUGAAGGGAGAGGUCUAAUCGAGCAUAAUAAUAUUUAUGGAAAUGCAUUAGCCGGAAUUCAAAUUCGAACCAACAGUAACCCUAUUGUACGACAUAAUAAAAUUCACCAUGGCCAACAUGGAGGAAUCUAUGUUCAUGAGAAAGGUCAAGGUUUGAUAGAAGAAAAUGAGGUGUACUCUAACACGUUAGCAGGGGUUUGGAUCACAACAGGAAGUACUCCUGUGCUACGCAAGAACCGGAUCCACAGCGGCAAACAGGUUGGAGUUUAUUUUUAUGACAACGGACAUGGAGUUCUAGAAGAUAAUGAUAUUUUCAACCAUUUGUACUCGGGAGUGCAGAUUAGAACUGGCAGUAAUCCUUUGAUCCGAAGAAACAAAAUUUGGGGAGGGCAAAAUGGGGGCAUUUUGGUAUACAACAGUGGGUUGGGGAUGAUUGAACGGAAUGAAAUAUUCGACAAUGCCAUGGCAGGUGUCUGGAUCAAGACGGACAGCAACCCACUUCUGCGUGGAAACAAGAUUCAUGACGGUCGGGAUGGUGGAGUCUGUAUCUUCAGUGGGGGGAAGGGAAUCCUAGAAGAAAAUGAUAUAUUUAGAAAUGCCCAGGCUGGUGUUUUGAUAAGUACAAGUAGUCAUCCCAUGUUACGGCGCAAUCGUAUCUUUGACGGUAAUGCAGCAGGGGUGGAAAUUACAAACAACGCUACAGCAACGUUAGAAGGAAACAAGAUCUUCAAUAACAAGUUUGGAGGAUUGUGCCUAGCAAGUGGAGUCCAUCCCAAACAAAAAGAUAACAUAAUAACGGGAAAUCACAACAUGGUACAGAAGGCUGUGUCCACAGGCCAGUGUCUCUACAAAAUCUCCAGCUACACCAGCUUCCCCAUGCAUGAUUUCUAUAGGUGUCAGACCUGCAACACAACAGAGAGGAAUGCCAUUUGUGUGAACUGUAUAAAAAACUGCCAUGCUGGACAUGUAGUGGAAUUCAUUCGACAUGACCGGUUUUUCUGUGACUGUGGGGCGGGGACUCUAAAUAACUGUUGCCAGUUACAGGGCGAGCCCACCCAAGAUACGGACACGCUUUAUGAUUCUGCUGCUCCCAUGGAAACGCACACCUUGCGGGUCAACUAAAUCUGUGUCAAAUUUGUGCUGAUCUUUGUUUUCAUCAGAAUGAGGCCAAAGUUCACUUCCGUAAAAAAAUGUUUUAUUGUGUUGUUCCUGCUAGAGUGUGUGCUUUGCAUAUGCUACACCUGGCAAUUAUUUGUUAUUUAUUUAUGACUCAACUGUGACCAAAGAAAUCGAGAGUUUUGUAAAAACCGUUUUUUGUAAAGUAGAGGAUUAACUGAAAAGAAUUGCAUAUUAGGCUUGUUGUCAAGUUUAAGAAGUUUCUAUUUUCAGUGUUUGUGGGCUAGAAAAAUAUUCUUUUAAAUUCUAUAAGCAUGAAAAACGGACACUUUUUAUUUUUUUGUAAAGAAAAGUAUAGGCAGUUUUGAAUUGAAUAGACUUUGCACACGGGUUGUGAAUCUCAAGAGUUAAUCUCCUGUAUCAUUGAAAUGUUUCCAUAUUUUUUAAUAUAAUAACCACUCAACUUAUGAUAAAGAUGUUUUUAGCUGUAUGUUUAAGUAUCAUUUUCUCCAUUGAUAUUUUUUUUAACAUUUCAACGUAAAAGAAAAAUUAUGGUAAAUUUACUUUAUCACUCCAUGGAAAUUAUGUGAAAGGUCAUUUUUACAGAGAUUUAUCUUGUUUAUCUAUAAAUAUUAUGAAAACAGUGUUUUAAAGACGAUGUGAUCAAUAACGCACACUUCACUAUACAGUAAAUUUAAAGUAUUUGUUUUCCACCAGAUUUUGGCCAGUUUUACAUGCAAUUCUAGUCUGCUAUGGAAAAUUGUAGUGCAUUGUACUUAAAAAUAAUGGAGGAAAAGGUAUCAAAUGAAAAUUCCAAAAUUAUUCUUUUUAAUACAGUGUAUCUGAAAUAACUUGGUUGGUCUAAAAACCUCUUUGUGCUUCCCCAAUCUCGAGCAAUGUUCCAAUACUCAGAUUGCUCAGUAAAUUUGAAAGACAAAAUUCUCCCAAGGAUUGUUAAAGAUAUUUUUGCUAAAAGUGCAAUAAUUUUUUAUUAAGCACUGUGACCAAAUGAUUCUUAGAUUUUUUUUUAUAACAGAAACCUUUCCUAUAUCAAUCUUUUAUUACAUUUCCAGACCACUUCCAUAUUUUGAUUUUAUUUUGUUAUUUAACAACUGCUAAUUUCAUAAUACAUGAGAUGUAGAUCAUCAAGAGGACAUGUUAUGACAACUUCUAAAGUUGCUUUUAUCAAAAAGGUGUUUUUUUUUCUUUUAUCUCUGGUGAAUGUAGUUUUGACAAGUGAAAUACAAUAUGAACCUGCACUGUUUGUGGCAUACAUGUAUUUUUCAUGUUGAAAAUUUGGGGUGAGAGAUUGCACUUCUGUGAAGUUCAAAAAACCAGAUAUAUUCAUACAACCUGUUUGUCAAUAUUUGAAGGCAUUAAUUAAUAUUUUGAGCUAUGUAUGUAAUGAUGUACAUAGCCAGUGUGUAUUGUGUGUUUAUUUGUAUAUAAGUUAAUGAAUACCUCAUUUUUCUACCUUGCUUGCCUUCUUUUUUUUUUUUCUUUUUUUUUUUUGAAUCUUAAUACCUGUAUUGAGUGAGCCUUAAUUUUUUUUCUGUGACAGUGGUAUUUGUAGGCGGAAAGUUAUAUUUUCUUGAUUUGCAUUUAAAACUUGAUCACUGUCUUUCAUCUAUUCCCAUUUUAUGAGUUUCAAUUUCUUUGUAAUAAAACUUAAACUUGUUCUUGCAAUAAUACACAGAGCCAAGAUUAAGCAAUAAUACAGGAAGUAUGAAAUUUGAUCAUUGGAAAACUUUCAAAAAUGUAAAAAUUCUUCCAGUACAUUUUGGAUGUUUUUGUUUCAAAAAAGAUAACUUUUGUUCUGAGCUAUAAAUAGGAACCUGCAUUUUAUUAAAGAAAACAGGUUAAAAACAUGCAAUAAUCCUAAAUUCUUAAAAAUUAAAUCUUUAACUUUGUUUCUUUUCUGUGUGAAUCAGGACCCACUGCCCAUCCCCACCCCCCAACUUUCCUUCUUGUCCCCCUGCCCCCCUCUGUUGCCCCUCCCCUAUAAUGUGUCUUCACUCCAUCUCUCCAUCCCAUGUUUCAGGUGAUAUUACAAGUCAUUGCCAUGCUGUGUCGAGUUCCUUGUUGAAUGUAGGUGAUAUAUUUUCAUGUUUAUUGUUAUAUACACACGUUUGUUUGAUGUGGAUGUCUGUCUGUCUGUUUUAACACACUAAAUAGUGCAUCAGAGAUAACUACGAUAGUUGACCCAUACAUUUUACAUCACGUUGUAUGUAUAUAUUAUAUAACUGUUUUGUUAUAGAGAGAGACCUUUACAGAGUGUCAUACAGAACCUGUUUUUCUGUAGCUUGUUACAUAUCUAUAUAAUUAGAGGUUUUAUUAUUAUAAUUCUGGAUGCUGUCGCGUCAGAUUUUUAAUCACUCUUACCACUUUUGUUCUGAAGUUUUGUAUGUAUGUGUGACUUAACCUCCACCCACCCUUAUCCUACCUUGCUUCCCAUUCACUUUAUAAAGAUAAAAGAAUUUACACAACACCAUUGUUAGCCUCAAUUUUUUAUGUAAAAAAAAACCCACCAUGUUUUUUUUUUAUUAUUUAGGUUUUGGCGAUCGUAGAAUAUUGAUUUUGUGUACCUAACCUUGUUUCUGUGUCCAAAAGUAGAAUACUGCUUUAAUAACGCAACACCCCUCCAUUUUGUUCUGCAUGCACCGGAUUCUUAAUAAGUUAUCUGCUACUUCUGUAUUUUAUUCAUCCAUAAUUUGUGUGAUAUAGAAUGAACACAUAGCAUCUGUGAAUGUUGUUUAAAUGUUUAUUGCAAAGUAUAUAUGGGACACCGCAUUUAUGAUGUCAUCCAUGGCGAUUGUUUUCUUUUUUAUAUGAUACAUAACAUCCACUUAUAGAUAUGAAAUGUCAAAUAAAAAAGUCUAAUGGAACAGAAAUGAAAA
Magallana angulata is the source of this 5606-nucleotide messenger RNA. Its product is annotated as F-box only protein 11-like. The record is from RefSeq and is a predicted model, not a curated record. Lineage: Eukaryota; Metazoa; Mollusca; Bivalvia; Ostreida; Ostreidae. Gene Ontology annotation, biological process: regulation of apoptotic process; protein ubiquitination; ubiquitin-dependent protein catabolic process. Bases 103 to 2715 code for a protein of 870 amino acids. Gene Ontology annotation, molecular function: zinc ion binding; protein binding. The transcript is spliced from 18 exons.